Molecule: messenger RNA, 4104 nt
Organism: Hypomesus transpacificus
Lineage: Eukaryota; Metazoa; Chordata; Actinopteri; Osmeriformes; Osmeridae
Gene: disp3
Product: dispatched RND transporter family member 3
Exons: 22
Coding region: 109-4104 (1331 amino acids)
Cellular component (GO): membrane
Source: RefSeq, a predicted model, not a curated record
AGUUAGACAUGAAAUAGCAGAGCAGGUUAUACAUCUUCAGGAUCAAAACCCACCUCCCUGAACCUAGCACCAGAACAUACCUCCAGAACAACACGCUCAGGUGUCAUUAUGGAGCUGGAGGACGAGCCGCUGUUGUUUCAGACAGGCUGGGAGGGGGAGGAGGAGGACGAGGAGCAGGGGGGCGAGGAGGCAAGCCACAGCCCGGGGGACGGCGGGGUGGGGGGAGUGUGGAGGGUCGUGGGCUGGGUCUACACAGUGCCCUGGGUGAGUGGAGUGGUGCUGGGAGCCGGAGUCCUACUGCCCUGUGCCCUCUCCGCCUACAUGUUCCUCUACUGCCCCCCGCUGGACAUCGACCUCUCCUACAGUGCCUUCGAGGUCCACAGCCACUUCUCGGCCGAGCGCUUCGAUGCUCUCGCCAUCGCCGUGAAGAGUCAGCUGGGCUCGUGGGAGCGGCACCGCUGCGACCCGGACGACUACGACACCUCGGCGCUCCGAGACCUCCUCCUGCAGGGACUGGGCAAGCAGGGGACAGGCGCGUCCGAGGGCUCGCACCCCGAUGGGCUCAACGCCACGUCCGCGAGGGAGAGCGCCCUCACAGGCGGCGCCCGUCGGAGGAGGGGAGCUCCGGCGAGGCUCGGAGGCCGAGCGGAGGUCGGAGGUCGCGUGGGCGGUCCCUCCGGGGGGGAAGGAGACGGGAGCCGAGGGAGAUCAUUACUCAGGGAGCGGAGGCUCGCGUCCAGCUACUCCUACCAGCAGAGCCAGGCCCUAUGGAGGAUGGAGCUGGUGUUUGUGGCUCAGGGCGGGGCCGGGGACAACAACAUCUUCACCCCCGAGCGACUCAGUACCAUCCACAGCGUGGAGCGCCUCCUCAUGCAGCACCCCCAGUUCCAGCAGUUCUGCUGGAAGCCCCUGGAGGCUCUGAGGGAUCUCCCUCUGGGGCCGUCCUUCUGCUCCCCUCCCAGCUCCCUCCUCUCCUACCUCUUCCCCAGCGAGCGCGCCGACAGGAUCUACUACGACGGCAUGGGCCCCGACCUGGCAGACAUCCAGGGCGCCCUGAGUCUGGCCAUGAUCCACCCUCAGUUCUACUGGUACGUGGACGAGAGUCUCUCCCCGGAGCGUCUCUCCUCCUCCCUCCUGAGGAGUGAGAUCCACUUCGGGGCACCCCUGCCCUCCUUCUACUCUCUGCAGGACCGGCCGGCGGAGCAGAGGAGGCGCUUCAGGGACUUUGUGGUGCAGUACGCUGACAUCCUGGCCCGGCAGUCCACCAGCCAGGUGAGGGUUCUCUAUGGAGGGACAGAGCUGUUUGAUAACGAGGUGAGGCAGACGUUCCACAGUGACAUGCUCCUCGCUCUUAUCAGUGGAGCCUGCAUCGCUGUGCUGGUCUACAUCCUCACCUCCUUCUCUGUGUUCCUGUCCUUCUUUGGCUUGGCUAGCAUUGGUCUGAGCUGCUUGGUGGCUCUGUUCCUGUACCACGUGGUCUUUGGCGUGAGGUACCUGGGUAUCCUCAACGGAGUGGCCGCCUUUGUGAUCAUCGGUAUCGGCGUGGACGACGUGUUUGUGUUCAUCAGCACCUUCCGGCAAGCCUCUCACCUGGCCCUGCCACUGCAGCGCAUGGUCUACACGGUCAAAACGGCGGGUCGAGCCACCUUCCUCACCUCCUUCACCACCGCGGCGGCCUACGCUGCCAACACCUUCUCUCAGAUCCCAGCUGUGCAAGACUUUGGUCUGUUCAUGGCGCUGAUAGUGAGCUGCUGCUGGCUCUGGGUGUCCCUGCUCAUGCCUGCAGCCUUGUGUGUCUGGAGCCAGGCUGUGGAGGGGUACGAGAACGCCUGGUGGAGGUGGUUGAAGACGCUGACAGGUCUGUCUGUGCUCCACAGUCCAUUGUCAGAUGGGGAUGAUGACGUGGCCCUCCUGUCAGUAGAGAUGGAGCCAGAGUCCUGUGAGCCAGAUGUGGACAUCCUGUCUCUUUCCCUGGAGGCCUCCCCCUCCCCUCAGACUGGCGCUGGGGUGGUGAGCGCCAAACUCCAGUGGGCGCUGAAGCGCUGGGUGGCAGAGCCCGCCGUGGAAAACCGCAAAACCGUUCUAGGUGUGUAUUUGCUGGUCCUGCUGGUGUCUGCUGGCUGCUGCUGUCUCCUGAGACCAGCCACCCAUGCUCCGCUCCUGUUUCGGCCAGACACCAACCUCCAGACCCUGCUGGCCCUCCGGAACAACCUCAGCGGUCAAGGCAUCGCCUGCCACAUGUGUUCCGGUGUGUUUAUGGAGAAGCCUCACUAUCUACACACCAACGCCCACUCUGGCUCUUCAUCACCUGGCAGCCACCUCCACCACGAUCCUGCCAGCCAGUCUCCCCAGAGCCCAGCCAAGCCCAGCUCCAAGUCCAACACAACAGGCCCCCUGCUGACGGUGUACGUCUUCAAGUUAGACGCGGGGGUGUCUGUGAGUCGGUACCGCUACUCUGUCAACGCCAGCGUGCCCUCGCCCUGGAGGGCCCUCGGCUCCGGACACGGAGACGUGCCGUCCUUCCUGGCUUACAGAGGACCCAACAGCAACUACAGCACCCGCAUGACGGUGUGCGUGUCCCACAUCUACCAGCCCCACGCUAGCUGGAUGCUCACCUCGCUGGCGUGCGACCCGCACCACGGCUGGAGGUCAGAGUUCAGCUUCUACGUGGCUUCGAGCCCGCAGCAUCACAGCAGGAGACUGUACUACGCCCAGCACCGGCUCAGUCCUCACCCCAGCAGAGUGUGUGCUGAGCCCCCAGGCUGUGUGUUCGGCUCCGGGCCUGAUGGAGCAACGCAAGGCUCCUUCUAUUCGCCACUCUCCAGUAAGCCAGAAGCAGCCACGACGCAUCAUUUACAUACCGCCACCAAGUCAAAGACCUCUGGCUUCAACCCCUGUAGUGGAGGUGGGUGUGGCCAGCCAGCAGUACGCCCCCUGGUGGACACAGGAGCCAUGGUGUUUGUGGUGUUUGGUAUUCUGGGAGUCAACCGCACACAGCGCACAGACAACCAUGUCAUAGGGGAUAUGGGUAGCAUCAUAUUGGAUCCAGAAUUUGACAUCUUCAAGGAAAUUGGGUAUCUCUGCAAACUGUGCAAAGCCAUCAGUGCUAACACAGAGCUGGUCAAGCCGGGGGGGGCACAGUGUCUACCUUCAGGAAACAAGCUGUCAUCUAUUCUGCCUCUCCUCCACCCUGAAUGUCACGCGCUCCCCAAGCCCAACCUCCUGCCAGGCCAACUAUCUCACGGGACUGUAGGGCUGAGCGCUGGCAGGGUGCGCUGGCUGUCCAUGGCCUUCGAGUCUACAACCUACAAGGGAAAAUCCUCCUUCCAGACACAUUCAGACUUUCUUCAGUGGGAGAACUUCCUGCAGGAACAGCUUGCCACCCUCCCACAAUCCUCUGCUCUGCGUCGAGGUUUCCAGACAUGCGAACACUGGAAGCAGAUCUUCAUGGAGAUCAUAGGUGUCGAGAGCGCCCUCUGCAGUCUGCUGUUGUCCCUGGUGAUCUGUGUGGCAGCUGUGUCUGUGUUCACUGCCCAUCCCCUCCUGCUGCUUCCCAUCCUGUUCACCAUCCUGGGGGUGAUCUGUCUGGUGGUGGCGAUCAUGUACGUACUGGGCUGGGAGAUGGGGGCUGUGGAGGCCAUCUCGCUCUCCAUCCUGGUGGGCUCCUCGGUGGACUACUGUCUGCACCUGGUGGAGGGCUACCUUCUGGCGGGGGACAGUCUGCCAGAGACCCCCUCUCACAGUCUGGAGCUUCCAGCUAAGCGGCGGAGGCGGGCUCUCGAGGCAGUCAACCACGUAGGCGUCGCCAUAGUGUCAAGCGCCGUCACCACGGUGAUCUCAACAGUCCCCCUUUUUUUCUGUGUCAUUGUGCCUUUCGCCAAAUUCGGCCAGAUCGUGGCCAUCAACACAGCGGUGUCCAUCCUGUUCACCCUGACUGUGACGGCGGCCAUGUUGGCCACCAUGGCUCCGCCCUCCUUCAGCAGGCCCCCCAGGGCCGUGCUCAGGGCCGGCCUGGCUGUCAUGGCGACCGCGGGCCUCGGAGCGGCUCUCUGCUGGGCAGGAGGGCUGCUGGGGCGAGGCACCUGGCACGCCUUCACAAUGUGA